Molecule: messenger RNA, 4074 nt
Organism: Vitrella brassicaformis
Lineage: Eukaryota; Vitrellaceae
Source: the annotation of a GenBank genome assembly
UGGCUGCUUUUCACCCAGUCACUUGGUGUCCCACGCCGCCUAUUUGAUCUUCUCCUUGAUGUAUGUCUCCAGUGCCGUCAGUCGCUUGUCCAUUUGUUUUUCCAUUUGUUCUUGGUGUGUCCGCAUCUCCCGCAAGGCUGAGGUGCAAAGCAAAUAAACACAGCAAUCAAUGCGGUGCAGAGAGUGUUCUGUCACCUCUGCCGCGUAUUGAUUGUCUGACUGCGUCCGUGUCUCACCUGCCAUGACGUCAGGUACGCUCGAGUCGUGAUGGUCUGCCGCCUCAAUCCACUUGUCGAUGCUGUCUUUGAAUCUGUCCCUUGCUUCGUCCCUUGCUUUUGUGGCCAGCUCCGGGCUGUCACUUUCGGUGGCCUCAAAAGUAAAACUCGGCCCCUACCCGAACAUUCCAGAGAAAUGAGAAGACUUCACAGUUCCCUGUCUUGUCUCAUCUCGCGUGUCUUGUAGCCUCACUUCUUGGACGAUGUCGCACAGAAGAAUAAAGGGCGUCAGGAGGACGAUGAAGGGAAAGCACAGUACAAAACAGUACCUCCCCCCCCGUAUCAUUUGUGGAAUUAGCUCCAGCAGUUUGUAAAUGGUCACGGGUGUGAAGGCGACAAAAUGUAGGAGUGCGUCGAUGGUGGAGUAGAGGGCUUUCAUCACACAGAAGGCAAUGCGGCAGAGUACAUAAUGACGUCGCCCUUGUCCGCUUAUGAGGGAGGCGAUGAGGGAGGCGAGAUAUCGCAAGGGCCCCGAGACGACCACAGCUGCACCGACACAGAGGUUACCCACAUGCCAUGGAUGCGGCUCAUGUCUUUUUGUCGCACUGACCGAUAAGGUUCAAUGGCGGCGGCAGUCUUUCGUGGUGCGGCAUUGUCAGGUACUCAUUCAACACUCGAAUCCGCAGCAGCCUGCAGAGGUGAGCGGAGAGAGAGAGCCGUUACAAAUUAGCCGCUGUCAUCUGUCUGUCCGUCUCCCUUGGUUGUCUUUACUUACUGGUAUUGGGAGCUUUGCUUCUCCUCAAUGGCCGCAUACGUCGACGCCUGACGCGCACAGAGAGACAGACACAAAGUGAGCCGCUGUGUGAUACCCUCUCGGGUCUGUCUCACCAUAAUCGCUAUGAGCAGAUUGAGCUAUUGAUGUGGGCAGAGAAAGGGAGAGAGAGAGAGAGAGAGAGAGACAAGACAAGAGAGUGCAUGAGUGCCAUUGGGUGGUGCUCUUGUACGAGUAUGAUGGACGAGAGGAUGACAUAGGUGAACAGCAGGACGGUCCCCAGCGUGUCGUGGCUCUCGAUGGCGUUGUUCAGCGCCUCAUUGAAGUCGCCCUGUCCGGCAUAGAAACUGCACAACACAAGAAGGCGGAAAGGGCAGGCAAAUUGAGGGCAGGUGUCCCCUUAUCUGUGUCUUCUCAUGGGCUGCCAUGCUCACAGUGUGAGUGUGGCUUUGGCGAAGGAGCCGAAGUACUGAUGGUCUUCGUCGGAUGAGAGGAUGGUGAAGACGCCCGCGCAGAUCAGCAGGAUGUAGACGUACAGACACAGAAACAUGCUGAUGUCCGAAAACAUCCUCACAACAGCGCUGACACACACACCGAGUGGCACAAGACCGCAUGAGACCCAUCUCCCUGUGGCUGUGUGUGUAGUUGGAUGGCUUUCUCACUGACAGUAUAAGCGGUCCGACGGUUGGAUGCAGGCUGGCGGGUUGGAGGAGGCGCAGGGCAAAGAGCAGCGCUAUGACGAUUCCUGAGCUCACUUCCGCCUCGGCGAGUAUCUCAAGAAGUGGACGGCAAUAAAGGCGAUGAUGGAGACGCCGCUUGCGAAAUCCACGUAAUUCCUUACAUUUGUGCACACACAUCAACAGUACAGAUGAAUUCGGGCACUCAUGGUACACCAUGCCCGAUAGUUUACCACAAGUCGGCCCAGUACGCUGCCUUCAGCCGGAUGCCCUGCACACACACACACAGGGGAUGGUGCAUGUCAGCCAUGUCUCGUCGUCUGUCUUACUUGGAAGGCUUCCUGCAUCAGGAAGCCCGUGCCCGUCAGCAGAGCCAGAGCCCCCCACAGCCACACCGACUGGCCCAUUACGGCCACCUCAAUCCCGCUGUUUCCUCGGAUCAACUCGAUGUGCAGCAGAACAAAGGCCACCCUGCAACGCAGAGAGACAGAAGAAGAGUUGCCAUGUGUGUCCGGCUCCAUCAUGCUGUUUGACUGCCGACUCACAUCAGCAGCAUUGACAGCACUCGGGUAAUGAAGACAUCUCGGGGCGCAAUCCGUGUGAGCGCUUUAUCUGAUGGUGGAUACCAGUGCUCUGUGACGAGGGAGAUGCAGUUGGCUGCCGCAACCAUUGCCAGAAGGAAGGAGGAGACACCAUCGAACUGACCGGAAAUGGCAAAUCCCUUGUGCGGGCUACCUUGUGUGACGACAGUGAGGGGCUCUGCAGACUCGAGCAGGGCAAACCACUCUCUUUCUUUGCCACGGAGUGACCGUCCGAAGUCCCCUGCGCUGGUAUCGCCGCAGAAAGUCGCUGUGAGCGCCUGCAGCGAUCGGAUGUUCAGAUGCAGAAGUGGAAGAUACUGUGCGUGUUAAGCAUUCUUUGCCUCCUGAAAGUUGGAGAUCUUCUCAAAGUCACUGCACGUUACACAUGCAGAGAUUCACAUUGCUCUUCCUUCCUCGCCAUUCACUCGUACUCUGUGAGGGAGUCGCUCGGUCGUGACUUGAUCAGUUUGCGGAAGAAGGCACACCAGCGAAGACUGUCGAGGCCCAGCGACUCAGAGCGGUCCUUCAGGAACCCCUUCGUGAAGGGCACCACCUCUUUGAGACGCUGAGCGUCCAUACCGUCAAUUUCCGCGCCUCGCUCGAGCAGCUUCAUGGCGACGUCCCCAGCCGCGACAACAAUCGCAGGGACGACUCUCGGUUGUUUCGCAAGGGCAAAGUCGAGAGGCGUCCUUCCGCCCUGCCAGAGUCAUAACCAGAAACAAUAUCGAUAUAUAGCUUGUCUAGGUGCGGUGCAGCCUACCGUGUUUUUGAUCUUCAAGAGCUGUGGAUCCUCCUUCAACAUCCACUCCACCACAUCGACAUGACCCCAGCCUGCAAAAGAGCGAAGAGAGACAUGUUGAAGACCCUUGUACUUGUGUUGUCGUCAUUUGAUGGAGUCACUGACCUGCUGCCUCAUGAAGAGGCGUGUCGCCAUGCUACAGACACAGCAUGAAGGCAGGAGUGAAGACAUCGGUUGACUAAUGGGCAGAAUGAGUGCAAUUGUCGAGGAAGAUACCCAGCUUUUCAGGCUGAGGAGGUGGUGCCGGUUGUCCAGCAGCACCUCAAACACCUCAACAUCCUUACACUCCCCUGAGGAGCACAAAGAUAGGGGGCACGCCAUCAUCUGUGUGUUGUGGUGCGACGAGGCGUACGUGCGGCGUCAUGGAUGGCAGACCCAUACCACCACUCUCCUCCAGUCGUCAGCGCUUUCUCGGUUUGCUCAGGCGACAGACCGACGAGGGCCUUCCGCAGGCCCUCCACAUCCGACUGAUCGAUGGCCUUCUUGAUGAGGUCUCUCAGUGCUCCCGUCGGUCCCCGAUCGUCGGCGGGCGGGGCACCCACCAACGGGACCUGCAGAUGACACACAGACGUCCGAGAGGCCUCAGAGUCGACUGACACCAACACACCUGCUCGAAGCGUCUCGGUGCCCUGGUGAUGUCAUCGGUGACGUCGGGCAGCUGGGGCUCCAUCAGCCCUUGUCCAUCGUCCAGCAGCAGAGGAAUGUGCUCACUCGAGGCCGACGCCAUCUGCAGUGGACAGACGCACACAGACACCACUCGUCAGAGGCAGGCGCUGGUCAUUGUGCAGAUGUGCCACAAGGGCAUUGCAAGGUGUCCUUGGGAUGGUCUGUCUGUGUGUGGUGGAUGGCCUGCUGUUCGGCAGCGUCGCCCUCGUCCACUCUCGGCAGCUGGAUGUAGCACGCCUCCUCAACACCACUGGGGCGUCUGUCGCCGUCUCUCACACUGUCGGCCUCCUGGCCCUGCGCGCGUGGGGUGCGCUGCGUGUGCAACAAACCCCACAUCUUCGCCACACGGGCUCCCCGAGACGCC